This is a messenger RNA of Naegleria fowleri, 429 nucleotides long. RefSeq lists its product as uncharacterized. NCBI's taxonomy places the organism in Eukaryota, Heterolobosea, Eutetramitea, Acrasida, Naegleriidae. Bases 1 to 429 code for a protein of 142 amino acids. The record is from RefSeq and is a predicted model, not a curated record. The transcript has 2 exons.
AUGUCUGCAUCACGUGUUUUGAAACCAAGGCUCUUCAAGUCUAUGAAUUACAUUUUGGACAAUCGGAUUGUGUUUCCAUCGAAUUUAAAGAGAAUCACAGCAAUUUAUAAUUCAUACGGAGGAGUGGAAAAUACUAUUUCAAGAAAUGUUGUUGUUAAACAAUUCCCAGCCAUUGAACACUUCAACCAACAAACUGAAUGCAAGAAAAUUGUAGUACAUAGAACAUCAGCGAAUGCCAAAUUUGUUAUUGAGUUGGAUGAUGGCACACAAGGUCUGAUUAGAGUAACAGACAAGGAUACGGAACAAACCAUUAUUGACCGCAUCAAACAAACAGCAAUGAAUUUAACAGAAACUCAAUAUGAACCCGAACUGGCUAUCUUCAUCAAAGAUUUCGAAAGAAAAGUCCAACAGUAUCAGAACAAGGAGUAA